Molecule: messenger RNA, 645 nt
Organism: Arachis duranensis
Lineage: Eukaryota; Viridiplantae; Streptophyta; Magnoliopsida; Fabales; Fabaceae
Exons: 4
Coding region: 1-645 (214 amino acids)
Source: RefSeq, a predicted model, not a curated record
AUGAGUGAGAGAAGUCAGGAGGAGCCAAGCCCACCAGAACACGCCUCAGCUGAAGAGGUUGUGGAAUUAGAAGAUGUUGAAGAGAAAGAGGACAUACAGGACAUAGCUGAGAGAGAAGAAGCUCAAUCACAGGAGAAAGCACCAAAAGAUGGCCAAAUAGUAAUCUUCAAUUUGAAUGGAGUCACAAACAACCCUCCAAAAGAUCAUUCCAUCUUCCAGUGUGAUGUCAUAGAUGAAACUGUAGCUGAAAUUCACCAGGAAGAGCUGGAAGAAAAGUACACAGAACAAAGUCCAAGUGUGGGGACUCUAUUAGCUAACAAUAAGGACACUUCUGGAUUUUCACAAGCUCCAGACAAUCCAGAGCCUGCCCAUGACCAGAAGAUUGAGUUGAAACCUCUCCCUCCAUAUCUCAAAUACGCUUAUCUUGAAGAAGGGCAGAAGUUUCCAGUUAUUAUUGCACAGGAUCUCACUCUUGAACAGGAAGAGCAGCUACUUAAUAUCAAAGAUGAGAUCAAAGAUGAGAUCAAAGAUGAGAUCAAAGAUGAGAUCAAAGAUGAGAUCAAAGAUGAGAUCAAAGAUGAGAUCAAAGAUGAGAUCAAAGAUGAGAUCAAAGAUGAGAUCAAAGAUGAGAUCAAAGAUGUCUAA